AUGACCCUCACGAUUUCCCUCUGGUUAUUCUUUUCAAUCAUCAUCACCGUAUCGGCCAGACCUCUAGGUAUGGGCAACACUAAACAGAAACCUUUAGUGUACUCUUCUCCAGUUAGAAUUCUUCUUCCUACCAAUAGAGCUGAUAUUUGGGAUUUCGGAAGCGAAUUCUCCAACCUAUGUUCUCACUUGUACUUGGACAUUGAUAAUCCCCUCGAGCCUAGAUUCGUAGAUGCUAAAGUGGAGAGAACUUUAUUGAACGAUGAUUAUCAUCCAGAUGAAGCUCUUGCAAGCUGUAUAUAUCAAUACCCCUCAGGCGAGAUGGUCCAACUCGCACCCUUUGUAGCCGAGGAAUUACAUUGUUUCACCCUUUCGCCGACCAACGUCAACAAGAUGAGGGAGGAGGUGGUCUCGAAGGAUAAGAAUCAAGGGAGUAAGAUGAAACUCAGCAGUGAUUGA
This is a messenger RNA of Kwoniella mangroviensis CBS 8507, 456 nucleotides long. RefSeq lists its product as uncharacterized. The transcript has 4 exons. Bases 1 to 456 code for a protein of 151 amino acids. The record is from RefSeq and is a predicted model, not a curated record. NCBI's taxonomy places the organism in Eukaryota, Fungi, Basidiomycota, Tremellomycetes, Tremellales, Cryptococcaceae.